ACAGCAGGUCCCGACGUCUCUGUCAGCUCCAGGAGUAACCGGGAUCAGCGACCAGGAGUCGGAAAGAGCCGAGCCGCGUUCACGAGUCAUUCCGAAACAUUCCCGACGUUUGUUUUUUACUUUCUCCGCGGAAAGCCGACAAGUGGCACUUGGAGAGUAUUAGUGGAGUGAAUUUAAGCGAAUUAAAAAGGCAUUCACUUUCCCAAGUUGGUCUCCGCUCACCUUAUCAUGGCUUCAACGACCUGCACCAGGUUUACCGAUGAGUACCAGCUGUACGAGGAGCUGGGGAAGGGAGCUUUCUCUGUGGUGAGGCGCUGCAUGAAGAUUUCCACUGGGCAGGAAUAUGCUGCCAAAAUAAUCAAUACCAAGAAGUUGUCGGCCAGGGAUCACCAGAAGUUGGAGCGGGAGGCCAGGAUCUGCCGCCUGCUCAAACAUCCCAACAUCGUGCGGCUCCAUGACAGCAUAUCAGAGGAAGGAUUCCACUAUCUGGUCUUUGACUUAGUUACCGGUGGUGAGUUGUUUGAGGACAUCGUUGCCAGGGAGUACUACAGCGAAGCCGAUGCCAGUCAUUGCAUUCAGCAGAUCCUAGAGGCCGUGCUCCACUGCCACCAGAUGGGCGUGGUCCACCGCGACCUCAAGCCAGAGAAUUUACUCUUAGCCAGCAAGUUGAAGGGUGCAGCAGUCAAACUGGCAGAUUUUGGCCUGGCUAUUGAGGUGCAGGGAGACCAGCAGGCAUGGUUCGGUUUUGCCGGUACACCGGGGUACCUGUCUCCAGAGGUGCUGAGAAAAGAUCCAUAUGGCAAGCCAGUUGACAUGUGGGCCUGUGGUGUGAUCCUCUACAUCCUCCUGGUGGGAUACCCUCCAUUCUGGGAUGAGGACCAGCAUAGACUCUACCAGCAGAUUAAAGCUGGGGCUUAUGAUUUCCCUUCUCCUGAGUGGGACACAGUGACUCCAGAAGCCAAAGACCUGAUCAACAAGAUGCUCACCAUUAAUCCAGCCAAGAGAGUGACCGCCACAGAUGCACUCAAACACCCCUGGAUCUGCCAACGCUCCACUGUGGCCUCCAUGAUGCACAGACAGGAGACGGUGGAGUGCCUGAAGAAAUUCAAUGCUAGAAGGAAACUCAAGGGUGCUAUCCUGACUACUAUGCUGGCCACUCGCAACUUCUCAGCAGCCAAAAGCCUGCUGAACAAAAAAGCUGAUGGCGUCAAAGAGUCCAGUGAGAGUGCCAACACUACUAUCGAGGACGAGGACGUGAGAGCUCGUAAGCAGGAGAUCAUUAAAGUCACUGAGCAGCUGAUUGAAGCCAUCAACAAUGGCGACUUUGAAGCCUACACGAAGAUUUGUGAUCCCGGCCUCACGUCCUUUGAGCCUGAGGCCUUGGGCAACUUGGUGGAGGGCACCGACUUCCACCGCUUCUACUUCGAGAAUGCUCUGUCGAAGGGGAAGCCCAUCCACACCAUCCUGCUCAACCCCCACGUCCACCUGAUCGGGGACGAGGCAGCCUGCAUUGCCUACAUCCGCCUCACCCAGUACAUUGACGCCAACGGCAUGCCUCGCACCAUGCAGUCGGAGGAGACCCGCAUCUGGCACCGCCGCGACAGCAAGUGGCAGAACAUCCACUUCCACCGCUCUGGCUCGCCCACCGUGCCCACCAAUUGAGAGCACCAUCUUUGACUACAGACACCCUCCAGCCUACAACUGUCAGACAAACAGACCCUGCCUACCAAGUGUCUGUCAAAUCCCUCAGCCAAUCCCUGGCCACAGUAGCUAGAGCUCCAUCCUCUCAGUGUGUUGUUUACAUAUUGUCGCUGCUAGACUGAAGAUUAUUGUACAUGUUGAAAAAAAAAGAGGGCAAAACUUCAAGUCUUGACAAUAUAAUUUUGUAGUGAGAGUGUGUGGUGUUCAUCAUGGGAGAUUUUUUAGAUCAGUAUGUUUUAAAUAGAAGGGGUUUACAGAGGAGCCAGGGGUUCCAGUUAAUUCAUUUUUAAUUGCAUGGUGAUAUAUGUGAAACUUCCAGUCAUCAUGUAUUGACAGUUUUUCAUUUGAAUAGUGCACAUAUUGAGCUGUUAUGAUGUUUUCGCCUUUUGGCACACUGACCAAUAUAUCACAUAUCUGCUUUUUACUCUUUUCAGAAUUGCCAUCUAUUAAAGGUCGGCCACAAGCUUGCUUUUGUUUUGGUGGUGUAUAAGUUUUGGUAAUUGAUGUAAAUGGUUCUCUCUUUGCUUAAUCUUUAGCAGUAUCAAUAGGAACUGAGUCAGCUUAUUUUACAAAUCUGUUUUCUGGUUUGCCACUGGUAUCGAGUAUGUUUACUAGGGAUUUUAACUACAUGUUUUAAAGGGAAAAUCAAUUGAAAAAGGUGUUUUACUUUGUACCUCCAUCAUCACAGCAGCAUGUGAGAAGAGUCUCUUAUGAAAGAAUGUAUAGACUACAUGCAUACAAAUCUUGAAAAACAUUCUGCAACUCGUUCCAGUCGCAUCAUAUUAUUCAUACAGUAAGGAACUAAUGAUUUGAUUUUUAUCAGCUAAUUUGUUGUUUACUUUUGAUAUUGUGAAGUUGAUGCCAGUCCUUCCACUUGUCAUUAUUAAUGCUGUCCUUUAAGCCCUUUUCUCCUUGAUUGAGCCCACCUCUAUUCUAUGUCCGACUGGUGUACGCCAAUGUUUUACAGCACCAAGUUAGCCAUUCAUUUUUUUAUAAUGAGGGAAUUUACCUUUUAGCCAGAAAUACUCGGCUGGAAAUCACCAUCUUAAUUAUUGUUAUGUUAAUCUAUUAUGCUAUUAAUUUGUCACUGUUAAAAGAAAGGGGAAGGGAAUUGUUGGCAUGACUUGCAGAUACAUAAUUUCUAGAAUCAAUGCACGGCGAAGCUUUGAAGAUAAGCUCGCAGGGAGUCUACUGAGGAGAACGUUUGUGUUAAUGAAAUUGAGAUUUUCUGCAUAGAAAACUGUUUGCGUUCUUUUGCUAAUGGCAUUUGUCCCUCACACACCACAGUUUGUUUUUAUCUUUCUAAGAUGCAUUGAAAUUGCUGAUGAGACACUGGUAUAUAACGUAACGUUAACAUGAUCGGACAAGCCUAAUGUAUGUUUUAGAAAUAUCAAAUAAAAUGUCUGAUACAUGCCAAACA
Molecule: messenger RNA, 3121 nt
Organism: Anoplopoma fimbria (sablefish)
Lineage: Eukaryota; Metazoa; Chordata; Actinopteri; Perciformes; Anoplopomatidae
Gene: camk2d1
Product: calcium/calmodulin-dependent protein kinase (CaM kinase) II delta 1
Exons: 18
Coding region: 229-1662 (477 amino acids)
Biological process (GO): protein phosphorylation
Cellular component (GO): cytoplasm; neuron projection
Molecular function (GO): ATP binding; calcium/calmodulin-dependent protein kinase activity; calmodulin binding
Source: RefSeq, a predicted model, not a curated record